Molecule: messenger RNA, 2100 nt
Organism: Theobroma umbraticum
Lineage: Eukaryota; Viridiplantae; Streptophyta; Magnoliopsida; Malvales; Malvaceae
Gene: NDHU
Product: Chaperone DnaJ-domain superfamily protein
Cellular component (GO): chloroplast; chloroplast thylakoid membrane; NAD(P)H dehydrogenase complex (plastoquinone)
Source: RefSeq, a predicted model, not a curated record
AUCGGAGUCGAGUAACAGAUUACCGCACACAGUCAUGGCUCUUUCAUCCACAGCUGCAACACUGUAUUUGCCCCGCAAGGAUCUUCAUGCACCAACGCCCAAAAACGGCUCUAUGUUGUCAAGUUCCAUCGGUUUUGCAACAAGGCAGAGAAGACUUAGCAUUAGGAGCUCGGGUGAUGUAUCAUCCGAGACACCAGCAACCGAAGCAGAAUCAGAACAAUCCAUUGAAGCUCCGAAAGGACCUCCUUCUUUGAUCUCUGCUCAUAAUGUUGAACGGGCUCUUCGUGGCAUUGCAAUAACAGAUGCAGAUCACUACGGUAGGCUUGGGCUUCAAAGAAAAUGCUCUUACGAACAGGUCACGGUGGCUUACGAAAACAAGGUAGACGAACUCCUGAAGCAGGGGCUGGAUGAAGAAGAACUCAGCAAGAAAAUGGACCUCUUAAAAGAAUCUUACUUGAUUUUGUCCUCCGUGGAAGAAAGAAGAAUGUAUGAUUGGAGCUUGGCAAGAACCGAAGAACCGGACAGGUAUGCUUGGCCUUUUGAGGAGGACAUCACCCAAACUCCUACGCAGGAACCUCCACCACAGGAACCAGAAGACGUGGGUCCAACCAGAAUGGUGGGAUAUUUCAUACUGGGAUGGUUUAUACUGUCCAUCGUGUUAUCCAUCGCCCUUGCUCGAUAGGGAUGUAUUUUUAUUCUUUCUUUCUGUCUAUAUAUAUAUAAGAGGAUUAAAGCCUAUAAUUUUCAUGAAAAAUCUGAAUAUUGAUUUUUACACGAACUCGGCUCAAAAGAAUUGCUACCAUCAUCCCUCUUACGUAUCAAGGACCCUGCAUUUGAACGAUAAUCACCACCAAUUAUACAGAACUAUGUAUUUCAUAAGCAUGCAAUCUAUGUCGAAUAUAGGAGACCUUACAGGUUUCUCACACGAAUAACCUCCCUUUUCAGCACACUGUGGGUGAACGUAGGUAACUUUGUAAGUGAAAUUUUCAUAAAAAAACAAAAACAAUUUUUGAUUUUUUGAGAUUAGCCCACCCUCACGAGGAAAAAACGGAACCUUUUUUUCUUUCAUUUUAGAAAAAGAAGAAUCUAUUUCACAUCUUGAUAAAAGAAAUGUUAACCCAAUUCUAAGAACCACAUUUAUAACGGAUUACAUAGAAUUAAACAUACCAAAAAUUAAUAUCAUUUUCAUCAGAAAAAACCAUGGUUUCCAGUUUCACGUGGUAACAUAGCAAAACACUAUGACACCAAAGAACAUUUUAGACUCAUAAACCACCGUCUCCUUUAAAAUAAGAAAAAAAUGGUCGGGGUGGGGGCGGCCUGUUAUCCCUCCCUUUCUGAAACUUCAAACUGAGGAAAUUUCUCUAAUAUUCAAUUCUACUUGUUAUUAUAAUUAUAUCUUAUUUUGGUUAAAAAACUAACGAUAUUCCAAAGACAGACUGACAAUAUUUUAAGGUAGUACUUUGCAUUCUUACUGAUGUGAGUCAUGACUAUAAUACUGACGGCGAAAAUCACAAGAUAGAAGUAAAAAGGAAGAACUUUUAUAAAACGCAAAAUUGAUGACAUGCACAUGCAAGUGUUGGAAACAAAAGACAAAUCAACGAAAUAUUAUCGACGUGACCUUCGGACCGUUCAUAGAAACUGAAGCCCUAGACUGACCACAUUCAAGGUGUCCGACAAGCAUUAUUACCAUGUUACGAAAAUGGCGUAUAAAAAAGUGUUAACCAAAUUUUUUUAUUCAAGGGUAAUCACUUUUUAUUUAUAAAUUAUUAUUAACUAGAAUGUUGAAAACUUCCCUCACAAAAUCAUAAAUAUAUAAAUUAUUUUUUUAUAUAUUUAUUAAAAUUUAAUUUAAUCAAAUAUUUAAAACAAUUAAGAUCAAAAUGGGAAAACUUUGACUAAAAUAUAAGGAGUGCAGGAGUUCUUGCAGCCUUAACAGCCACCUAAUUAGGGGCCUUUUGUUUUUUUUCUUGAAAGGGGAGGGAGGGGGGUAUAUAUAUUUGUAUAUUUUUUGUUAUUUGUGAAUUUGUGAUGUUCCAACAAGCAUCAGACUCUAGAUCAACAAAACAAAGCAAAUGAUAGAUAUGUCACCAGGACCAGGAG